Messenger RNA from Gavialis gangeticus (Gharial), 2703 nucleotides. RefSeq names its product iroquois homeobox 5 (gene IRX5). Gene Ontology annotation, molecular function: RNA polymerase II cis-regulatory region sequence-specific DNA binding; DNA-binding transcription factor activity, RNA polymerase II-specific. The record is from RefSeq and is a predicted model, not a curated record. Gene Ontology annotation, cellular component: nucleus. Lineage: Eukaryota; Metazoa; Chordata; Crocodylia; Gavialidae. Gene Ontology annotation, biological process: regulation of transcription by RNA polymerase II; neuron differentiation; cell development.
CCCGCCCGGGCGGCUCCGCCACCCCCGGCAGCGGCAGCGGCAGAGGCAGCGGCAGCUCCCGGCCAGUCUGUCUCCUGGGUAUAUGUCUGUGCUUGGCCAUGUCGUAUCCUCAGGGUUACUUGUACCAGCCGUCGGCUUCCUUGGCUCUCUACUCUUGCCCGGCUUACAGCACCAGCGUCAUCUCCGGCCCCAGGACCGAUGAACUUGGGAGAUCUUCCUCUGGCUCCGCUUUUUCGCCUUAUGCCGGAUCUACAGCCUUUACCGCCCCUUCUCCGGGUUACAACUCCCACCUCCAGUACGGCGCGGACCCGGCUGCAGCUGCUGCCGCUGCCUUCACUUCGUACGUGGGCUCUCCCUACGACCACACGCCGGGCAUGGCAGGCUCCCUGGGCUACCAUCCCUACGCGGCCCCCCUGGGCUCCUACCCCUACGGGGACCCCGCGUACCGCAAGAACGCCACCCGCGACGCCACCGCCACGCUCAAGGCCUGGCUCAACGAGCACCGCAAGAACCCCUACCCCACCAAGGGCGAGAAGAUCAUGCUGGCCAUCAUCACCAAGAUGACCCUCACGCAGGUCUCCACCUGGUUCGCCAACGCCCGGAGGCGGCUCAAAAAGGAGAAUAAAAUGACCUGGACCCCCCGGAACCGGAGCGAGGACGAGGAGGAGGAGGAGAACAUCGACCUGGAGAAAAACGACGAGGAUGAGCCCCAGAAGCUGGAGGAGAAGGGGGAGCCCGAGGCCCCGGAGACAGGAGCGGAGCCGAAGGCGGCGGCGGCGGCGGCGGCGGGCUGCGAGCGGCUGCACGAGCCGCCCAGCCCGGCGGGCAGCGCCUCGCGGUCCCCCGCGCGCUCGCCGCCCGCGCAGUGCCCCUUCCCCAGCAGCGCAGUGCUCUCGCGGCCCCUCUACUACACGGCCCCCUUCUACCCGGGCUACACGAACUACGGCACUUUCGGGGCCCUCCACAGCCACCCCGGGAGCAACGCGGCGGCGGCCCCCGGCACGCAUUUCAAUGGAUUAAACCAGACUGUCUUAAACCGAGCAGAGACCUUGGCUAAAGAAACUAAAAUGCUCAGGAGCCAGUCCCAAGUAGAUCUUUGCAAAGACUCGCCCUAUGAGCUGAAGAAAGAAAGGAUCCAGCCAAACAGCCUUGUUGCUGCUGGGAAGGGAGAGCAGAAGGAAACACAGGAUUCGCCCCAGGUGGCAGGGGCAGGGCGCGGAGCAGAUCCGACUGCCCUGCUCUGGUUUGACCCAAUUCACCACAAUCCCGUUUCCUUUCUUGCAACGCGCUCAGUCUGCGCUCUUGAGAUCUGGAGAAACUCCUGACCACUGUCUGCAGGGAGGGAUGUGCCGACACAAAGCAAAGCCGGCGUUUCUGGGACCGUGCACACGGGCUUCUGUGACACAACGACCCAGUGUUUGAAGGCGCAGAAGACAUGCAUUUGAAAGCUGGCAAACUGGAGCUCCUCACAUUUUUAGCUACAAGGGUGCCCAGGAAAAUGAUGUGUAUAUACACCUUCCAAUAAAUAGCAUGCUCCUGACACAAACCCACUACCAACACUGCUCAACAAGUUUUAUCUACCAGUCCUUGACCUGUGACUGCUUUUACAAAUGCUCUCUGUUCAUUAGCAGUUUCAGGUCACACUCAGUGCCUGUGUUACUAGCGCCCAGUGCGGCUGUAAAAUCAAGGUGUUCAAUACCAGCUGCAUUACCAGAGUGGUUUAUUUCCCCCUUUAUCCCCCCAGCCUCUCUUCCAAAAGCAAUAUGAUCUUCCAUGAAAAUGAAAAAAACCGUAGCUAUAUUUGCAUAAUUAGAGCAAUACUGUAGGUCUUUAAUGCAACAGACCUAAAAGGCUGAUUUAUGAUUAAAUAUGUAUUGCUAAAAGUUACCAAGCUGGGGAGUGUGCAUAGCAUUAGACAAUGACAGUUUUGGGGCAUAAUUGCUUUAAUGUGGGCAAUUAAGACUAAGUGCAUGUGAUUUUAGUGUCUGCCCUACAUUCCUCUGAAUGAUUCAAUGAUCAAUACACAUGAUUUGUAAGUCGCUUCCUAUUGAUCCAAUGGUAAAAUGUUUGACCUUCCUUUGAGGAAGUAAUUUGCUAAAUUGUGACACUACGUAAAGUCUCUCUCAGUUCAGAGGUGAGGGGUAAUGGUGCACAGAACGGGAAAAAAAAGUAUUUUUCCUUUUCAAUGAAAAUCGGUCUUCAUAAUGCUUCAGCCACUAUACUGCCCUCACCUUUGAAGGGCGGAGCCCAUCAGUUGUAUCUUUGAAGCCAACAGUGGAAACAUGACAUUGGAAAUUUAAUUCUGCCUUACACUGGGGGGAAUCUCAAAUGAACUGCAUCCAUUUACACUUCUAAACCAAACCACUGAGAAUCCAAGGUUAGUAGUUCCUGACCCUAUAAAAUCUGUGCUUUCUCAGAGCUGUUGUAAGAAAAACAUGCAGAGGAAGAGCUGGGGAAACAGAACAGUUUGCCACUGUUAAGAGCUAUAAUAUAUGAACCUCAUUGCUUCCUACACUCUUCGAGAGCUCCUUCUGAUUUGCAUCAUCAAGUACAGAAUAGCCCCGUUUGGUAUACUGCAUGAGCUUGUACCAAGACAUGUUGUUUUGCAGCUAAAACAAGAAAACAACUGCAUACCAAAGGUGCCAUGGAGCUUUGCCACUGAAUGAAGUGCUAUGCAAAAGUAGGUCUAGUUCAGUGGGAAGU